This is a messenger RNA of Microstroma glucosiphilum, 4383 nucleotides long. RefSeq lists its product as hypothetical. The record is from RefSeq and is a predicted model, not a curated record. The coding region runs from base 395 to 4147 and encodes 1250 amino acids. The transcript has a single exon. NCBI's taxonomy places the organism in Eukaryota, Fungi, Basidiomycota, Exobasidiomycetes, Microstromatales, Microstromataceae.
CGGGACUGACACCUUUACCGCCCUGCCAUACCCUCCCUCUGCGCCAAUCUCCGACCUCUGUUGCAGGGCAGAGCAGAGCAGAGCAGUCCACUGCAGCUCCGACGCUACCACACUUAACCCCCUUGGUCCUCUUCAUCGUCUCUCGAUUUGGGACUGAUCCCGCUAGAGCCUCGUCCCCGCAUCAUAGCAAACUCGUCCAUGCCCUCAACUUCCCAUCCUCUAUACACAUCACAUCACGUUUCAGGCAAAGUUUCACCUUCCUAUACCACCUAUUAAGCCUCGGUCUACUAGCGUCUUCAUCAUCUUCUUACGCUUCACGCCCUUCGAGAUGCAUCUUCAAGACUAGUAGCUGGCCUCUUUCGUCUCUGUCUCGUCGGUCCUUUACACGUCCACAAUGGCCUCCCUCGCCACUUCUACCUCCACGGGGCUGCCGUCCGGCCUGUCAACCAAUGUUCUGCCGUCUCCUACUGGCGCCCUCGAUGACCCUGCUUACCUCGAAGCCUUGGCCUACUACUACACUAGCCACGCGGUGCCUCAAAGUUACCACGUUGGCCUGGUCAUCGCAUCCAUCGUAGUCGCCUACUAUGGAGCAUGGUGUACCAUCUUCCUCCUCGCCCGCCGCACCACCACAAAGGGCUAUCGCAACAUCAUCCUCCUCGUUCUCGCCGCUACAGUGAUGUCCACCCUGGGUGUAUGGGGAAUGCACUUCGUAGGCAUUCACAUGGCCGUAAGACCAGUGGAAGGCAUCUUGUGGUUCGUCACCUUCGAUCCAGGCUACACGGCCUUGUCCCUCCUGGUCACCAUCUUCGGGAGCGUCGUCGCCUUUCUCUUCAUCGAUGCCGUCCGCUUCACCCUCUGGCGCGUAAUCGCCUCGGGAGUACUACUCGGAGGCGUCAUCGGCCUGAUGCACUUCUCUGCCACCUUCCAGGCAAACUUCUUCGCCACAUACCAACCCCUCGAGACGGUAAUUUCCAUUCUCUUGGCAAUGGCAGCAUCUACCGUCGCCCUCACCAUCUUCUUCCAUCCACGCUUGCAAUCCGGCAAGCGAUGGUGGCGGCGACUCAUUGCCUCUGCUCUCCUUUCGACAUCUGUGGCGGGAAUGCAUUACAUCGGAAUGGCCGGUACAUCCUUCUUUGUGCGAAUCGAGGACAUUCAGCGGACACAGACCAGAUACGCCUCCCAUCAGGAUGACCUCGUCAUUGCACUACCAUUGCCCAUCAUCAGUGCUCUCGUAGCUCUUCUCUGUGUCGGUAUUCACCUUGUGGACCUUCGUGAGGCCAAGACACAGAGUGAAGCCGCCAGGAGUGUCGUCGUCUGCUCAGCUACCUUUAACAACAAGGGCCAACUCUUGGUAAAGGAACAGGGUGGACUGCCCAUCGUCGUCAUCAAGACACCUAUGCGGCAAGCUGAGGUUCGAGCCCUCCUCGACAGUCGACAACCAACCUUCCAGUGGCUCUUUGCAGUCUCAUGGGAGUGGGACUUGGUUGUAGACUGGCUAAGAGGCAUCGGGCAAAGAUUCCUGCGCCUCGAGAGCAACAGCAGAAAGGGCUCCAAGGAUGAAGCGAACGCUAACCGCAACGACGACUACCGGGGCAACUUGUUCGAACGCUUGGGACAGAGGGGUCGUCCCACACACACGCUAGAGUUUGAUGACCCUAUCACGACGGAAUUCAGAGACAAGGUGAUUGAUGCAGCUCGUCAACUUGCCGUCGAGCUAGACAUUGCUUUCCAAGAAGUGGGUGUACUCUACGAUCGAGCCAUCCUCACGGGAACGCGCAAGCGAAAGUCACCCGCAAAGAUCGACGCAGCACGGGAGAAGGCUGCGAGCAGACUGCCGGACAUGGAUGUGGAGGAAGGUAUGACCGUUCACACGGUCAGCACGAGAUCUAGCAUGUCUGACGAACAGCGACCUGCCGCUCCUACCUUCUGGGACACACUACUCAGGCGUAAGCCGCAAGAGGAAGAAAAGGAAGGAGAAGGCCUCAUCUUGUUCCUCGUCCGAAAAUUGGAAGGAUCCAUAGACAAACCCGGAGCAAUGAGCGCCUCGGAGGAGCAGUACCUCGAACGUGGCUUCCGCAUGAUGGAUAUCCGCUUCCUGACUGCUGCCUUUGCGGACCGUCUAGAAGUAUCAAAGCAAGAUGCGAGCAGUAUGCUCAAGGCACUUCAGACUUAUGCCAAGCGCGGUACGGUACCCCUCGUGCAGGCAGGAGGAGUGUAUGCUGGUCUCUUUGGUGUCCGAGCUUCCACUUCGCGAUUUGGUGGUCUCGAGACUCUCGUGUACGGCUUUGCCCGGCACCAGAUUCCAGCGUUCCGAUUGCCAAAGGUGGAAAAGAUUACCCCUGCAAAUCGACGCUUCAUCAAGCGACUCGAUCAGAUCACACUCGACGAGGCAAUGGCAAUGUGCAACACCGAAUCGUUGCGUAUCAGGGAGCGAUCUGAGCUAGUCGCCCAGAAGCAGGGCGAGGGAAACAACAACGACGAGGAUGAAGACUUGGCUGCCGAGGUUCAAGCACUUGCGGACCGAGAGCAAUUCGUUGCAUCUUUGUACUCGGCGUUCGAAGCGCUCGUUGCAUCAGUCGCCGUCUAUCCCAACCUUGCGGCUUCUGCUCGUGUCUCCUCUGAGCUGCUGCAAAUGCCGUCGAGCUUGGACGACUCGUCUGAGCCAGCUGAGAUGGUAAUUGUCCACGCCGUGCUUCCCGAAGAGUCCUCGGAUCAGAUUGACCCGUCCCAAGUCCUGCCGGCGUACCGGACGCAAGAGGGGACGCCCUACGUCUUCACGCCAUACUCCCUCUUCCACAAAGCGCAGAUGAUGCUGAUGCAGGGCAAGGAGGCCAGGGACUUUGAGCACGAGGUGCGGUGGGAGAUGAAGCGACGAUACCAUACCUGGGGCACAGGGGCAGCACCGGACGAUCCUUCCACUGCCAAGCCUAACGACAUGACCGCGACCGCACCCGAUGCCCCAGCUUACGCUAUGGACGGCACGUCUCUAUCGAAGAUUCUCAGCGCGCGAAGGUCGUCGGCUACCCCUUCUUCAGUGGCUGAGAUGCCACCCCCUACUUUGGGGGAGCGUGUGUGGGCGGCAGUAACCUUUGGGCUAGGUGCGGGUUCCAGACAUCGAGCACAACAGAUGCCACUCAUGAAGUCGCAACAGCGAGCUACAGAUCUACCGGACGUUGCUACUCUGGCGAGAGACCCCAGCUCAAGCGCACCUGUAUCACCCGUAUCACCCGGAUUCCCAAAGAACGCAUCGCAGCAAGAGUCGGGUACGUCUACGUCUACAUCGGCGAGCGUUGCUAGACCGCUCACCACUAUCAACGAGUCGCCCAGGUGGUCCACCGGACCAAGUCCUCAAACCAGCACUAGAGCAUCGAUGGGCAACGUCAUCCUUCCUGCGAUGUUGUCCACACCUCGGGUCAGGCUGACGCCGCAUAACUUUGGUCCUGUACCAAGGUCGCCAAAGAAAGGCACGCUUUUGCCCACGCCUCCACCUUUGGGACCUGGUUUCGGAUCUAGUAUGGGUGCUGGUCUCGGUGGCUCGAGGGCAGGAUUGAACUUACGAGGUCUGUCCUGGACGGAGGACAAGGCGGGCAGUAAACAACAGCAGCAAAGGGAAUCGCAGGUAGGAGAUGAGGCCAUUGAAAUGGUCGCCAGCACCAGCUCCCGCGGCCGCAGUGGAAGUGCAGGUCGACGUCCCUCUAUGCCUGCCGAAGGGACUCCCGCUGGUCUGAGCGGCAAUGAGUCUAUGCUCGGUCUGCAAUCCGUGCCGGCUUCGCCGACGCAGGGCCACAGUCCAAGCAACCACCCCUCGGGUUCUUCGCUCUUUGCUGCCGGAUCGCCCUUUGACUCUCCCUCGAUGGGAGGCCUAGCACAGCCUGCAGCGGCAGCUCUGGUUCCCUCGCCUCCGCAGAGCACAGGAGCACAUUCAGGCAAUGCUUCUACAGGUGGUAGUGCUGGUACACCGCAAUUGCAAGCCCAGGCUCAGGCGCAGGCGCAGAGUCAAAGCCCAGCACCAGCAGUGAUGCCUGCCCCUGUACGCAAUCUCGCCUCUCUGGAAGCGAGGGUGAGGAGUGAUGGAUGGACCACGAGGCAUCUGAGGGAGAUUGAGAGGAGUCCUGCGGGUCCUUCUUUGCUCGGAGUAGAUUAUUGAUGGUACGCCUAACAAAGUGAAGCGAAAUGAAGGUGGGCGGGGAGGGGGGCUUAGAGUUUGAGAGGGAGAGGAGCAGGGUAGCCGAAGACUGGAGUCGCAUUGCACCUAGACCUCCUACUCGUUUCAUAAGCAGUCACUCAUUCCCCCACGUCCCCCGAAAUACACGACACAACCGUGAUCACACCUUGCCUUUUACACUGUAUCCGUACUCUUUCUCCUUCUUGGAUACCUAGACU